This is a messenger RNA of Linum tenue, 302 nucleotides long. The record is from the annotation of a GenBank genome assembly. Lineage: Eukaryota; Viridiplantae; Streptophyta; Magnoliopsida; Malpighiales; Linaceae.
UGCCAACCAAUAGAAAGAAAGCACUUAACUACAGUGGGAAGCAAGGAGUCAAGUGAUUAUGUAACGGAGGUGGGGACCAUUGUUUGUCGCAAAUCUUGUCCUGUGAAUGCAAUCUUGGGAAAAUCGAAAGAGAGGAAAGUCGUCAAUCAAUAAUGAAAAAGAGAAGCCGCCAUUGGACGUGCGGAGGGGGAACGUUGUUCUCAACGAGGAAACGGGGUACUACUCGACGUCAUACAUACGUCAAGUUCUGCUCUGGGUGGAUUGUCUUGUCCCCCGUUAUGUUCUAUGAUUUCUCUCUAUCC